This is a messenger RNA of Conger conger (European conger), 5294 nucleotides long. Its product is annotated as striatin-like. Lineage: Eukaryota; Metazoa; Chordata; Actinopteri; Anguilliformes; Congridae. Gene Ontology annotation, molecular function: calmodulin binding; armadillo repeat domain binding; protein-containing complex binding. Gene Ontology annotation, cellular component: dendrite. The transcript has 18 exons. The coding region runs from base 175 to 2538 and encodes 787 amino acids. The record is from RefSeq and is a predicted model, not a curated record.
GACAGCUGGCUGUCAGAAAUGAGUUAGCAGCUAGCUACCCCAGUAGAGCGAGCUCUCGCUAUAUUCCGUCUUUUUCGUGUGGCAGAUCAGGGACACCGAAGACCCAGCAGAAGUCCUACGACGGGGGAUCAGUGACAGCCUCCAGCAAACCGAGCCCUCUUUCCUGGCCUGGCCAUGGAUGAGCAGGCAGGGCCCGGCGUCUUUUUCAACAACAAUAAUAACUCCGUAUUGCCAGGCGGUGGGAAAGGACCGCUGCACGAAGGCGACGGGGGAGAGGUGGCCAGGUCUCAAUACAGUAUCCCUGGGAUCUUACACUUCCUGCAGCACGAGUGGGCCCGCUUCGAGGUGGAGAGAGCACAAUGGGAUGUGGAAAAGGCCGAGUUACAGGCUCAGAUCGCCUUCCUGCAGGGCGAACGGCGGGGCCAGGAGAACCUGAAGCAGGACCUGGUGAGGAGGAUCAAGAUGCUGGAGUACGCCCUCAAACAGGACAGAGCAAAGCACCACAAGUUAAAAUAUGGGACAGAACUGAAACAGGGGGACAUGAAGCCCCCCAGCUACGACUCAGACGACGUGAAUGUGAAUGAGAACGAGAGGGAGGGAGAGGGCCCGCAGAACCACCAGUUGUCAUGGAAACACGGGCGACAGCUCCUCCGACAGUACCUACAGGAAGUGGGCUACACAGACACCAUCCUGGAUGUGAAGUCUCAGCGGGUCAGAACCCUCCUGGGCCUGGCCGGAACCGCCGGGGACCCGGAGCCCAUGGUCAACGGCACCGAGCCGGUCCCGAAAGCCUGCGACACCGUCGGGAAGCCGGAGCUGACGGACUCCGACUCUGUGCUGGAGGCCUUCAAAUUCAUCGAGAGCGCCGCGGCCGAGUUCAGCGACGAAGACGAGGACGAAGACGGCGAGGGAAGGGACCGCUGCCUGACGGACACGAUCAAGAGGAAGCCGUCAUCCUCUCCCGCCGCGACGGCCCCGCCCCCCUCCGUCGCCCCGGAGACCAGCGAUGACCCCGACGCGGAGGAGGCCCUGAGGGGCUUCGACUUCCUGUCCGGCGACGACGACGGCAACGGCUCGCCCAAUCGGAGCUCUGGGGACGGUACGGACUGGGAAAAGGACGAGCAGGGCCCCGGGCCGGGGGCCUGGGAUGUGGACCAGGGCAUGAUAACCAAACUGAAGGAGCAGUACAGAAAGGAGCGCAAGGGCAAAAAGGGGGUAAAGAGGCCCAACCGGUCCAAGCUGCAGGACAUGCUGUGCACGCUGCGUGACGCGGAGGACCUGUCCCCCCUACAGCCCCCCAUGACCCCCCCAUCCCGCCCGACCCCCGUCUGGACCAGCGAGCUGGACCCCGGCCGGCCUGACGACGUGGAAGCGCUGACGUUCGCACCCUCGGCGGGGACGCCCUUCGCCCUGGGCGGGGCUGGGGAGGAGGAAGACGAGGGCGAGAUGGGCCUGGGGGAGAUGGGCCUGGGCGAGCUGGCCGGCCUCACCGUGGCCAACGAGGCCGACAGCCUGGCCUACGACGUCUCCAGCCCGGCCGACGGGCUGCAGAAGAGCUGGAGCCCGCGCUUCACGCUGCGGAGCCACUUCGACGCAGUGCGCGGCCUGGCCUUCCACCCGCUGCAGCCGGUCCUGGUGACCGCGUCUGAGGACCGCACGCUCAAGAUGUGGAACCUGCACAAGACCGUGCCCGCCAAGAAGAGCACCGCUCUGGACGUGGAGCCCGUUUACACCUUCAGAGCCCACCGGGGCGCUGUGCUGUGUGUGGUGAUGAGCGCUUCGGGAGAGCAGUGCUUCAGUGGAGGUGUCGAUGGAUCCAUCCAGAGCUGGAACGUCCCUAGCCCCGACAUCGACCCGUACGAUUCCUACGAAUCCUCCGUCCUGCGGGGGGCGCUGUGUGGGCACUCGGACGCUGUGUGGAGCCUGGUGUACAGCGCCCCUCACCAGCGACUGCUCUCUUGCUCCGCUGACGGCACCGUGAGGCUCUGGGAUGCCUCCAACACCGAACCCGCCCUCGCCAUCUUUAACGAGGACCAGGAGCUGGGCACGCCCUCGUCCGUGGCCAUGGUGAGCAGUGACCCCGCCCACAUGGUCACCUCCUUCAGCAGCGGCCGGACGGGCCUCUUCAACAUGGAGACGCGCCAGCUCAUCCUCAGCAUGGAGUCUGCAGCAGAGUCAGGCUCUCUCUGCCAGAUCAACAAAGUGCUGAGUCAUCCCACCCUCCCCAUCACCAUCACAGCACAGGAAGACCGGCACAUCAACUUCUUCGACAACAACACAGGGAAGCUCAUCCACUCCAUGGUGGCACAUUUAGAUGCGGUGACUAGCCUGGCUGUGGACCCCAACGGCCUGUACCUGAUGUCUGGGAGUCAUGACUGCUCGGUGCGUCUGUGGAGCCUGGAGACCAAGACCUGCAUCCAGGAGUUCAGCGCUCACCGUAAGAAGCUGGACGAGUCCAUCCACGACGUGGCCUUCCACCCCACCAAGGCCUACAUCGCCAGCGCCGGGGCCGACGCCCUCGCCAAGGUCUUCGUAUGACAGGGACCGCCCCCGCCGCCGGGGACCAAUCGAGAGGGGCGACCGGGGUCAAGGGCGGGGCCUAGCGGUCAGGUGACGCCCCCCCCCACCCCUGCGAUAGGGCACUGUUUCCCUCGCGGCUCCAUCGCCCAGCUCCGCCGUGGGAGGGGCCAGGAUGACCAGGAGGGCGGGGACAACCAAAACGGGCGGAGUCUCUCCAUUCAGGCGGGGCCUGGGUGUGACUGGGCGUGGCCAAAUGUGUGCUCCAGUGUCAAUCCGGCACAGGCAGGCACCGACUGUUGAUAUUCACUAUUAAUCACGGGGUCUUUCUCUCUCUCUCUCUUAACUGAAGGGUUCCUCAGACUUAGUGUAGGGACGGUGUUGGGGAAGCAGGGAUGGUGUCUAAGAUGGCUGCCUGCUGUGUUCUCUCUCUCUCUCUCUCUCUCUCUCUCUCUCUCGCACGGCGUGGCACCCGAUCGUCCCUCUUCAGUGUGGUUUGAGUUUUCGGAUGAAAGGAGAGAACUGCCCAGGAGCCUCUCCGAUGAGAGCUCCCGUCUCCCCGCCAUCUCCUUAGCUUUCCUGCCCUUUUUUAAACUUUUAAUGAAAAUGUGCCUUCGCUUUGGGCAGGUCUGCAGAACAAUCUUUUACCCGGCUGUUUUUUUAUUUUUUUUAUUUAAGGGGAGCGUUCAGGUACCGUGAAAUGUCAUGUGUUGAAUUGCAAUUGUUUAAAAUACACAAGACUUGGGUGUUAAAUUAAAGUAUUGGCUGAUUUGAGUGUCGGUUAGACUGCAGAACUCAAAGGGUUGAUCUCCGUAUGGAGGGCGUGGCGGAAUGUGGCAGGAAGUGACCUGGCUGCUAGCAGUAUGUCCACUUUGGUUCUGCAGGAAACGGGAAGUGCACACUCAUCUCAGUCGUUACAGUGCGACAGUAUAUAUGGGAAUUUGCAGUUUAGUGGUUCCCUAUUGCAUUGUUGGUAACAAUUUUUCCAGUAUUUAAAUAUUGUAAGUAAGAAAAUGAUUUUCAACAAAAGAAAAGAUUAAAAUACUACUAUUGUCUUUUUCUUGUCCUCAUGAAUGCCCCUGCGUCCCCCAAAAGACAGCCGGAAGACUUGGUCCCCUUUCAUUAGGUUUGCCUGUGUCGUUUGGCCCAAAUGCUGUCAGGCAUUGUCAGACCUGCCUUACAACCCGUUUCGAAUAAUACUAAUUUGUAAUUUAGCUGAUGCCUUUUUCCAAAGCGACAUACAGUUGAUUAGACUAAGCAGGGGACAAUCCCUCCUGGAGCAAUGCAGGGUUAAGGGCCUUGCUCAAGGGCCCAGCAGCUGUGUGGAUCUUAUGGUGUCUACAUCGGGGCUUGAACCAGUUCAAUGGCUUGAAUCAGCCUUCUGAGCCCCAGUCAUGGACCUUAGCCACUAGGCUACAGGCUUCCCAUUUAGAGGCUUUCCGACCGCCAUUCCCAGAAUUCCUACAGGAAGUGCAUUUUGUCACAGGUGAAGUGCAUCAACACUAAUUACUGCUGCUCUUGCCAUCAUAUGCUGGGGCCUUGGACUCUGUUCAUGAAGCCAGGCCAAGUAUGUAAAUACUGCAAUAAUAUUACAGCUCACAGGUCGGAACGUGAACUCGAGUCAGGGUGCGGUUGUCGAACGUUCAGCUCAUUCCAGUAUCCGGGUGAAUUAGAAUUCUUUCUUUUUGAAUAAAGAAUUCCUCAAAUGAACAUGCAUCAUGUCUGCUCUAGUUUCACAAAAGUACCCAUUGUAAUGUACACUGUGCUUACUUGUACUGUACUUGUGGUAAGAAAUUGUAUAAAGCCAGUUUCUCAUGUCCCUAGACAAACUGCACCAGAGCUGGUUUGCAGUCGCAAAUUGUGUGUCCCUUGCUUCUUGGUUAAGCCAAAUAGAUUGACUCUGACGAAAGCUCAUAGCAUAGUGUCUUAAGGCUGCUCCACACCAAGAACGAUGACUACAACGAUAACUAUAAUAGUAACUAAAAAUACUGUUGCUCUAAAAAUGUAUAUAACUCAAGUGGACGGCAGAGUCCACAUUACAGUUAUAACAACGACAGUGACAAACGGUCGUUGGGAUAACGUUAAAUGAUAAAACACUGACAGCCAAACAAAAUCUAUCCAAAUUGACAGGGCUUCAUGUGCAAAAUGACAUGGCCAAGACACUGUUUACUGAACGUUAUGGUUCAGCAGUGUGGAUGCUCACAUCGUUAUCGUUAUUGUUAUAGUUGUAGUUUUUUGGUGUGGAUGUACCUUUAAUGUGUGAUAGAAGAACAAAAGCUGUGUCCCUUGUGGUGAAUGAUAGCACUCAAAGGACACCGUUUGAUGAAUCUCCUACGAUGGCGGGCGGAUCGGAUAAAAACUUUUCCACAGCGUAUUGCACUGUACCCUCUAAUCAGAGUGCUGUGUAUUUAUUGUGCCAUUUUGAAAUCGGUUGAAUAUAUGCAACGAUUAGCUGCAUGUAACUUUUGUACUUUGUGUUUUCCUUUGCUUAUCUAAACAUACAGGCAGUACGGCCUAUUGAUAUUAAUUGCUGCUUGUCUGGUUUGUUCUGGGAAAUAUAAAAAACGGAAAUAUUGGAUUCCAUUGUUGUCCCCCUGUGUGACUAUAGCAUCCUUGGUGGUGUGGUCUAGAGACACAAUCUCAGAGUUGUCCCUCAGAGGAAUUCAAAGCACAUGUAGCAAUGUUCCUGUAAAUGUUGCUCUGUAUGUAAAAAUCUGAAACUGAUUCUUUUUUUCUGUGAUUACUUGAAUCUCAAUAAUUAAAUCUUUGGGAUACCA